AUGGACGAUCACUCUAGAUGGAAAGAAACAGAAGAGAUUUACUCCAUUCUCUUGACGCGUGGAGAAGACAUUGAGUGGCGUACAUCGCUGGAAAGCCUCCACUUCCAGAAUCUAUACCUCGAGAAGGGGUUUUCUUUGCCUCUUCAAGAGAUUAAUGCAAUUCGACAAUUGACCAUAGUGCGAGUGCUGAAUUCUCUGGUGAAAAAUGGGGAGAACUUUUUGUCUUUUUAUUCGUUUACGGAGAGAACGAACAGAGAUUCAAUGGGUAUGGCACACGCCUCCCAGCACAUCGCGGCUACCCCUGGCGGCCACGACAGCACAGCGACUCAGAUCCACGAGAGCUUCUAUGUUCCCUAUGGAGAGUAUGGCGAGGCCUCACGGUAG
Messenger RNA from Clonostachys rhizophaga, 384 nucleotides. Lineage: Eukaryota; Fungi; Ascomycota; Sordariomycetes; Hypocreales; Bionectriaceae. The record is from the annotation of a GenBank genome assembly.